AAAAUCAUAGUCGGUUAAUUUCAGAGAAAAACCUUCAAAAAUGCAAUUUAAAUAUUUCUUGCAAGUUCUAAUUUUAAUACUAAGAUUAAUUCGGGUUAAUCCCGAAUUUGAAUGCAAACCAAAUGUGGUGUUUGAUAAAUGUAAAUCGAUUUCUGGGUCAUCGAAUCCUUAUUGGAACUCGGAUAAGCAUUCGCCUUUGAUUUUUCGGCUACAAAUAAGAAAAUCUUGUGUUAAUUCUGUGUUAGAUAUCCAAUGGAGCUUACAGAAUAUAAAGACGAAACAAUUUCUUCAUCAACCUAAAUUGGAUAAUAAAAAUGAAAUUAUUUUGGAUAAAUCAAAUUUAACUGUUUUGGAGCCUUAUAUUCUUAAAGCUUUUGUUAAAGAAUCCGCUUAUGGGUUUUAUUCAACAUCUGUAGUUGUUACAUGUUGGUUUCGCUUAGUUAAUCGUUACAUACGAAUUGAAAAGAAAGCUCCUCGAUUAUCUUUUAGAUCAUCAUCCAACGACGAAUUAAAAAUAGAAACAAAUACUCCAGAAAGCGGGUGGGUUCAAUGUUCAAAUCCAAACAUGUUCGUAAUGGUUAGUUCCGAGAAAAAGUUAGAACAAAACUUUUAUUUUGGGGAAUCACCAAUAAUAGAACAACUAAUAAAUAAAUCAAGCCGGAUAUCGAAAAGACAAAAUUUAAAACUACCUGAUGAUUCCUCAUUAACAAGAAAAUUAUACGAACUAAAAGGGCGGCAAAUAGAUUUAAUAACCGAUCUAAAAUACAACAAAAAAUAUCGAUUUCUUUUAUGUAAGAAACGAAUUUCAAGCAAAUGUACCAACGUCCAAGAAAUUACAACAUGUCCAAACUUAGCCUUAACAUUAAAUUGCUCAUCCGAUGUUGGAAACAAAACUCUUUUUGAAAAUUACGUCGAUGUUAUAGGAAUAAAUUGUACAUUAAUCGGAAAUGCAAUCACCGAUUCGAUAGCUUUUGGACUUUACAGUAUAAACGGAGGCGCUCCAAAUGGAAAAGGGCCUAAAGAUAUUUUAAUAGGACAUUACACCGAUUAUAAAUCAAUUUAUUUCCGGUUAUUUCACAAAUCUGAACAUACCGUUGUGUUAAAACCUAUUGAUUCAAAAACGCAUGUUAGAUUUCCAUGUAAAUUAUCUAGAUGUAAUUCUAUGUCAUCGUUUAGAGUUAUUUCUACCAUAACAGAUUCUUUAGAUUUAUCAAUGCAAGCUCAAAUAGCUUUAUUACGCGAAGCACAAAAAGGAAAAAUACCUUGUCCGUUAUGCAACUCGAAAUUAUCAUUAACGGAUCUUUCAUUUUCUUCGAUGAUUUCUUCUGGAAAAUUCAACGACGCUGUUCAAUUCGCUUUGAUUUUAUUGAAAGACCAAGAAAUGUUGGUGAUGAAAGAUAUUGAAGCAAACGAGUUCCAAAUUUCUAUGCUAAGCGAAUUUGCUAAAAUUACUGAUUGGACUUGGCCUAGAUUGGAACAAAUGGUCGGGUUAUUACCGUAUUUCGAUUUAGAGGAUAUUCCAAAAGAAAUAGCUCACACAAAAGCGAAAGCUUUGUUAUUAAAAAAUAUGAUGAACGGUUUAAAAACGUUGAUAACGAGCGAGCAAUUUCAUAUGACACCAAGAAUUGACAUGGAAGAGAUUUACUUUGAUGAAUUUUAUAAACAAAUUAGUGCCUUGUUUGGCCCAGACUUUAUAAAACCGUACAGUUUUGAUGAAGCUAAAGUACACAGUCCUCCUUUUCAUGGUGGAAAAGAAGAGGAUUACGAAGAUUAUGAUGAAAAUAUGGAUGAUAUUAUAAUUGAUGAUUUUAUAAUGAUAACCAACGAUGGUUUAGAAGCGUUAUCAAAUUUAUUAUUUGCACGAUCAAAAACACAUCAUUACAAAGAGGAACAUUUAGUAUUCACCGAAUCAAGCUUAACGAGUAAAAUAUUUACUGAAAAAGAAAAUAUCGAUUACAUAAUCACGGAUAUUAAUGAGAUUUUUUACGUUGAAUUGGGAUAUCCGGUUGCGAUGCCACCAACUGAGAAGGAGUUUCGAUUUAUUUGGUCGUUAAUUGAUAAAGAAGCGUUUUUUUGGCACCACGAAAGUUAUAAAUGUACUAUACAAUAUUUAAUGAUCCAAUUUUACUCGGGAGAUGAAGAAGUUACUAAAAAUUUUAACACUAACCCUGUGAUUGAAAUAAAUUUGCCGAGUCAAAGUGUUAACGUUCAAGCGGAUGGAAUCGUUGUACCAAGUCAUCCAGACGAUUGGACUGACCACAUCAUCAAUAGAUUUAUGAGAGUUUAUAGGAUUAAUGUUAAGAAAUAUUUAGGAUAUACUUUAGGAGUUUACAUACAAAAUAUUACACGUGUUGAACGAUUAAGAGUUAUUGUUGAUACAAAUGGUACAAAACCCGUUUUUGAAGAUUUUGCAAAUCCUAAAACAGAAAUAUUGAUUUUUGAUAAAACAAAUUCUUCCAAAUUUGUUGCUUUUAGUAGUAACACCUCGACAGUGGAAUUUUGGUACAUUGCUGUUUUACCGUAUAAAGAAGAUAUUGCGGCUAAAAGAAAGCUUCGAUCUUUAAAAGGAGAAGACGAUGAUGAUGAGGAAGACAUUGAAAAUGAGCGUGAACGAAUUGAAACUGUUGGGAUUCAAUAUUUAAAUAGUUUCAUGAUGUACUCAUGUCCUAUGUUUGUUAAUGGGGAAUUUAAGCACGAUAUUUGCACGGUUUUAGAAUCAAGUACAACAUCUCGUUUAGAAUGCGAAUGCCCCGAAGUUGGUGGUCCGUUAGCACCAAGCUUUUUCAGCGUUUCAUAUAAAAUUUAUGGAAUAGUUGAUAUUUCAACAAAUUUAGAAUUAUCUGUCCACUUCAUCGUUGUAAUUUUCACAUUAAUUGCUAUUUUUAUUUAUUGUUUCUUGUUGAUUUUAUGGCCAUAUCGAAGUAGACCUUCCGAUUUAAUUUACUUUUUGGGGGAUAACGCCAAACAAAGCCGAUUUGGUUAUUUAGUUAGACUAACAACAGCUGAUUUUAAAUCGUCCGGAACAACAGCUCAUAUUGGUAUUCAACUUUAUGGAUCUAUUAGUAAUAGCAGGAGGCACAUCUUAAACCAUCCCGAUCCGUUUUCUCGAUUACUUCAAACGGCCAGUGUUAAUCACUUUUUAAUCGCAACCGAUGAAGCGUUAGGAAACAUCGUUCGUUUGGAAUUAUGGAGCGAUUGUUCCGGAUUUCGCCCGGAAUGGUACUGCGAAAGUAUCCGGGUCUACGACGUUCAAAGUUACAUUUCGUGGCACUUCAACGUCCAAAAAAGAUUCAGCGUCACCUCCGGACAUUACAGCCAUUAUUUCGUCAAACCAACUCAUCCAUCUGAACUUACAAUUAGAACACCUUGGUUAUUUUUUAAUUCACAUCAUGGUGGUAAUCACACUUGGAAUAUUUUAGAUACAUCCCAUGAUCAAUAUUGGUCUUAUCCACAACGAUUAAGUAUCAUGUUAACGCACGUUUUAGGAACUUUUGCUUUCGCUCUGUACAUGAUUCACCCACCGAUUUUUGAAUAUCAGGAUGGAAUUGGAAUUAGUCGGUUUAAUGAUGUUUGGUUUAUUAUAAAAACGAUUGUUAUUGUUACUAUUGUGGUGGCUCCUGUUAAUUAUGUUUUAGCUUGUUUCUUACGGGGAAGUUAUAAAUCAGGAAGAUUUCGUGGUAGAUACGGUUAUUUCCCAACUUGCUACAGCACCAUAACUCAUAUAUCUCUAUUUAUAAUAAACACACUCUGUCUGGUGUAUUGCUUGGUUUAUGGCCCAUUUAUUUCUUCGGUGGUGGCUCACGAUUGGAUUUUGGUCGUCGUAAUAUCUUUAUUAAUCAACAUUUUUGUUUGCGAAAAUUUAUUCUUAGCGAUACACUCAUUAAUCCAUCUAUCAUUUUAUUCAUUAAACGCUUGGGUUCCCGCCGUUGGCACAACAUAUCUAUUUAGAGAAAUCAUAUUUGACGUGGAAAACCAAAGAAGAUUUUUAUAUCGCCAUUUAGAUCGGAGUGGAAUUCGACCUUACAUUUUACCUAUGUAUAAGCCUUUGGGUGGUGAUCUUUUCGUGAAAAGAAAACGUGAAAUUAAGGAUAAAUCAGCUAUGAAACGAACUUACAAAAAUAUUUACUACGUUUUUAUAAUGCUUAUAUUCCUGCUUGUUUUAAUAAGUUUUUAUCGAGAUGAUAGAGCGGCGCAUUUUAGUAAACAUUUGGAAGAUAUCUUCGUGUAUGGGACAUCUGCCCCUAAAACACCUAAAGGAAUUUACAAUGUUACUACACACGAUGAGCUCUAUGAAUACUUAAAUAAAACGCUAAUAUUAGCAAUAACCCCAAAAAGUUGGUAUUGGCCUUACAUGGUAGCAGAUUCCGGCUUAAUUAGCGAUAUAAACAACAAAUACAUAGGAAAUGUACGAAUAAGACAACAAAGGGCGAUGGAUGUUAGGUGCCCACAAGCAAUGGUAGCGAGUAUGUUUGAUAUGGAUAAAUGUAUUAGUGCUUUGGAUAAUUACCCAAUAUUAAAUGCAUCAUAUAAUAACGCUUUGAAACAUAACAAUAGUAUGUGGUGGUUUCACGAGGAAAAAUCUUCAAAUUCUUACACCGGAUCUUUAAUGAUUUAUAACGGAGAUGGUUACACCGUAGAUAUUGGUAAAACUAGAUCAAACGCGCUUUAUAGAGUAAGGUUAUUAUUCGAUAAUAAAUGGCUUGAUGAACGAACUAAAUUUAUUAUAAUCGAAUUUCUGUUGUAUAAUGCAAAUACUAAUUUAUUUGCCGAUGUUAAAUUAGCUUGGGAAAGAGAAUCGAAAUACAUGUACCCAUCACAAAGAAUAAUUACAGCGAAAUUAUUGAAUUUGAGCGAAAAUUGGAACAAAUUGAACAUCAUUUUCUUCUUGGUUUAUAUUUAUAUAAGCUUUAGGAUAUUAAUAUUUCUGAUACAAGCAAUUUUAAACAGAUAUUGUGGAAUAUUUAAAAGUUGGCGUGAAGUUGGACUCCUAAUUUUCUGCAUUCUCAACAUUUGCAGCAUCGUUUUGUUUAUUCAAAGGAACAUUGCGAUUAAUUCGAUGUUGGAUGAACUAAAACACGCCGAUAGAAAAAAAUUUAUAUCUUACAGCCACGUUGUCUUAAUCCACAAAGACCUCGAAGUGAUUUUGGGCAUCAUGAUCUUCAUAAUGAUCUUAAUGCUUAUUAAUUUUUUGGAAAUUAUUUCUUGGACUUCAACCGUUACCAAAACAAUUCGAAAAGCGUUCCCACUUUUCCUUACAUUAUGCGUUUACAUCACCGUUUACAUGUUAUAUUAUGCGAUAGUGACUUUCAUGUUUUAUGGAAACACUCUGGAAGAUUAUCAAAGCUUUUCAAGAUGUUGCAUUAAUUUUUUUUUGAUGUUAAGUCGGUGUAAUAAACCUGAUGCGGGACAAACCAUAUGGGAACAAUCCGCAAGCAUCGUUAUUUUUGAAAGUUUUUUGAUUGUUGGGACUUUUUGGUUUAUUAAAGCACAAUUUUUUAUGGGAUGUGCUUGGUAUUUAAAUUAUUGUAAAAAGGAAGGGUCUGCAAUGCGGAAUAAUUAUACGUUCUAUGAUUAUUUGAGGGAUAAAUUUCAAGCAUUUAAAAUUAAAUGGAGGCUAAGAUUAUAUUUUAUGAAUAAACACCAAAGAUAUCAAAAACGUCGAGAACGUGGUGGCCAAUCAGAUACGAAUUAUAUAACUCCAGCCCCAGAUUGUUACCGUUAUCAUAACGCAGUUUAUUUAAGUGAGUGGCGCUUAAAGAAGCAAGAACAAGUCACCACAGCUUAUCUUAGAAACACCUAUGUGAGAGAAAGAAACUCUAGACCUUCAAAAAUAGACUUAGAAUUUAUGCGGGAUAUUGCCGAAUUAGGAAUUGGGCCAAAACCUUUCCGGCAAGAUUUGUAUUUUGAACAAAGACUUCCCGCCACGGAUUACACGACCACCAUCGUUGUUCCCGAUGAAAAAAUCCGCACGAUGGCGCGUAUUACAGAAAAAAUAUUGCAUUGGAGAGGGAAAGAAGAUAAAGAUGUAAAAGUGGAGCUUAAAGAUUUAUCCGAAACUUCAAAAGAAGAAAAAUCGAAGAAUUUAAAAAAGGAGUGUUUUAAGACUAUUGGAACGAUGCAAAGUAGGCAAUUACAGGGAAUGUUGGUUAUUUUGGAGAUUAGUAACGAUGUUAUUGAUUCGUUAGCUCAAAAAUUAUUAGGAACUUUUACGUAUGAUCAAGAAUGUUGUUGUGAUAAUAAAAAUUAAUGUUUGUGUUCAAAAAUGCUUUAAUUAGAUUAUUGUUACAUCUUUUUGAGUAUAUAAAAGUGGUAAUUAAUUAA
Messenger RNA from Onthophagus taurus, 6321 nucleotides. The record is from RefSeq and is a predicted model, not a curated record. NCBI's taxonomy places the organism in Eukaryota, Metazoa, Arthropoda, Insecta, Coleoptera, Scarabaeidae.